Messenger RNA from Hyaloscypha bicolor E, 927 nucleotides. RefSeq lists its product as uncharacterized. Lineage: Eukaryota; Fungi; Ascomycota; Leotiomycetes; Helotiales; Hyaloscyphaceae. The record is from RefSeq and is a predicted model, not a curated record. The transcript has 4 exons. The coding region runs from base 1 to 927 and encodes 308 amino acids.
AUGACCUUCCCAUCAGUCCACCAUGCGAUACUGCUACUUUUUAAUACGCUUGUCCUCGCGCAUCCACAACCCGUUACCGAUAUUCAGUCCGUCUCGACGCGGGAUCACGUCGAGCGCGACGAUGACUUCUUUGCGGAUGUGAAGGAACUGUGGAAGCGGAAGGGUGGAGGCGGUGGUGGUGGGAAGGGAGGUUCGGGGGGCUCGUCGGGAGGCAAGGGAGGUUCGAGUAGCAGUGGAAGUUCGUCUUCUGGGUCUAACAAACAUGCUUCUAGUUCAUCUCCCAAAGGCUCCUCGUCUUCGAAUACGGGAGGUCGGACAAAGACAGGAUCUGGCGUUACACCUAACUACGGAGGAGGACGAUAUUAUGGUGGUGGAGCAACUUCUCCUUACCAAUCCGGUUCCAGGUCACCUCUAGGCAUUGCCGCUGUUCCUCUGGCCUUCGGUGCCGGUGCCUUGGCAUUCUACCCAGGUAUCUGGCUCUACGGUGCAUACGCCUACCCAUACAGCCAUCCAUACACCUUCCGCAACCGCACCGCACACAACACCACAAAUACAACCACAACCACAACCCGUGAUCUCCAUUUCGACAUCGAGAUCCGUCAGGACACGGGCCUCAUUGAGACGAAGAAUGUCACAUGCCUCUGUGCAAUGUAUGAAGAGUGUGGUUGUGACGACAACGGAAAUUCCACUUUCCUCGACUCCUUGAUCGGCGACGGUUCCUAUUCAAACUUGAACCUCAGCUUAGUCAACGUUGCCGAUAUCAACGGCUCGAGUACGAUCGUCCUAAACGGUACUUUGCCGAACGGCACAACAGCUGCGGGCGGCACCGACGAUGCGUUCGACUCUGCCGCAAUGAGGACUAUCAUCCAGGCGAGCGGUUUCUGGCCUAUGAUUGCUUUGGUGGGAAUGACUGUCCUCCUGACCUAA